CGAUUUUAAAUAUUUCCACGUUCUUGGAAAUCAUGAAUAUAUGAAUUUUAACCGUACAUUUCUCCUUAAAAGUUUCUUAAAUUCAGCAAACGAUAAGGAUAGAUUGUAUUAUUCAUUUACGCCAUAUGGUGGAUUUCGAUUUAUUGCCCUGGAUAGUAUGGAAAUAUCAGUGUUGGGCCACACCAAUCUUACUGACCCAGGCUACAUUCAAGCAAAAGAUAUUUUGAAAAUUCAGAAUCCUAAUGGAGACUGGAAUUCUAUUGAUGGUAUGGAAGGUACGAAUACGAGGUUUGUUAAAGGGAAUGGCAUGUUGACGGAGACACAGCUAUCCUGGUUGAAUGAAACCCUGCAUACAGCCACUCAGAACAACGAGAUAGUAAUGAUAUUCAGUCAUCAUAUUAUCCACCCAGAUGCUGGAGACAAAAGGG
This is a messenger RNA of Owenia fusiformis, 428 nucleotides long. The record is from the annotation of a GenBank genome assembly. Lineage: Eukaryota; Metazoa; Annelida; Polychaeta; Sabellida; Oweniidae.